This is a messenger RNA of Dinoponera quadriceps, 2481 nucleotides long. RefSeq lists its product as uncharacterized. The transcript is spliced from 3 exons. NCBI's taxonomy places the organism in Eukaryota, Metazoa, Arthropoda, Insecta, Hymenoptera, Formicidae. The coding region runs from base 548 to 1171 and encodes 207 amino acids. The record is from RefSeq and is a predicted model, not a curated record.
UGUUAUCAAGCUCGUCCCAUCAAUUGGAGGUCACGUGAUUUAAGGAAUAAUACACGUAGAGCGAACGAUUGUUAUAUAGUUCUUGGACGCAAGGACAAACGGAUUGCCGUAAAGUAUUAUCGCGAAAGUAGUGAAGUGAGUUGCAAUCGACGUGGAAUGACGGCCGGAUGUUGCAGAAACUGGAUGCUGAGGGAACGAUACUGGACGGAUGUGGACCUACGCUACACACUGAGAAAAGGAUUUGGUAAUUAGUACUAAAAUUUGGCAAAUAUUUGCCCAAAUAUUGGAUUAUUGCAACCAUAUAAUUUAGUUCCGCUCAUACAUUAUUGUAGUUUCGUAUAUUAUACAUUUAUAAUACGGAACUAAAUCGCCUGAUUGUAAUUAUAAUCAAAUAUUUGGCCGGCAAAUGUUUACCAAAUUUUGAUAUAUUACCGAAACCUUUUUCCGGUACGGACAUCGCGGGAUAUCAACGCGAAAUGAUCUUUCGACAUGUCCGGAGGCCGAGCUGCUUUUGUCCAGUUGUACACGCGGAGACACGAGGGUAUGUAUGAAAAAAGCUCAACCUGGCGAACGAAGGGCCAUGGAUGAGCCGUAUCACCAGGGUGACGUCUCCUCGCCGUCGUCAUCGACGCCGACGUCGCAGAACAAGUCCACGGGAUCAAGUUGUAACGCGCAGGUCGAGGAACCCUCGAGCAAUCCGCCGGUCGUCGUGAUAACGCCGCCAUCGAUUAUCGUAAACGACGCCGUGGAAAAUGACGAUCCGCCGCCCUACAGCGCGAUCGUACCGCCGAAUCACAUCGGCUGGCCGUACGGCCCUUUUACAUUCGGCGACUCGUAUUCCACGGACAUGCCGUCCUACACGGUGGAAAUGCCUUUGGCGCCUUUCCAAACCUCCCGAGCGCCCGCGGCCACGGGUUUCCAUCCCGAAGAGACUAACCGCCAACACGCGUCGCUCCCGAUGUCCUUAACGCCUUACCGGUUCUUCAAGUUCAGUUACCGCGGCGGCUUGAGGGAAACGUGGCUCCCGGGUAACAGGAUCGGGGAGAAAAUCGAAGACAGGACAUCACGAAAAUAUGGAGCUAUUCUCAUGGCAGUGGCGGUCGUCAUCUCUCUCAUGGCUCUGUCCUUGAUAGUGCGUUUCAUUAUAGAAAGAAGUUGGUGGCGAGGAUGAAAGGUCAUCAUUGGAAUUCGUCGACCUGAUAAGACUUAUAAAAAUUUAUUGAUUAAAAAUGUAUCGAUACCAAUUAAUUUAUUUGAUUAAUUAUCGAAUUUAUGAUUAGACCUUAGUGUAAUAUUUGUUUUGUCACAAAAUUGUUUUGAACACAUUUCACGAACGUUUAUCUCACACAUUUAUAGUUAAAACAAGAAGAAGAAAAAGAUUUAUAUUGCGUUUAAGUAGAUCAACAUUUCCAUUAUUUCAAUGUUCGAAAGCACAAUCGCGCAUUUAUUCACUCUUCGACGACCGAAAGAAAAAUCUUUAAUGCGUAUUAACGAUCAUAUCCAUUUGAAUAAUAAUCAUGUUUCGCGAAGACGCGCGAAUAUCAGUUCGUUAUAAUAUUUAUGCAUCGCGUAUAUGCAAUUGUUUAUAGAUAUUUUUAGAUUGGAUUCAAAGAGGGCAAGUAGCAGAGGUUAUCGUAUUUGAUUCAGACGUUAUGUGGACAUGAAACUGUUUAUUAUUAUAUUUCUCAUUACGCACGAUAACGCAGCCAUCUAGAAAAUAAGAUAUUUAUAAGUACAGUAUGUAAUGAUUAUAUAAGUUAAGGAAUACAUUAUUCUUUCGGAUAUAAUACUUAUACUUAAGAUAGCGAUCACUGAUAUAAUGAUAAAAUGAUAGUAAAAGUAUAUAAAAGUUCUGACACAGACACUGUACGCAAUGGGAAUAUUUUUGUGUCAAAGCGAACCAGAGAUACGAUAUAUUACUAUAUAAGUAUUUUUACACGUCUACUGUAACUCGUCGUGUCAUGAUAUCAAAUAAACCAUUAAAUCAAGUUUCAAUGGCUGCGGCGAUGCUUAAUUUUGUUGUUCGGGUUGAUACGCAUUAAUUAAGUGAUAUGGGCCCCCUAUCGCCACUCGCCGGAAUGCUAUUAUAAUACUAAUUACAUUUAACAGUUUUGUCGCACCAUUGUCAUGCCGAUAACGUCAGCUUCGAGGUCGUAUUCAAAAUAGCGUCUGUGCCCCUCAGGCCAAUUUUCAAGCAAUGCGCCGCGGGGGAAAUUAAGUGAUGUAAAAUAAUUCACUAAAUGAUACACUCGCUAUUUUUCUAUUUACGCGGGCGCUUACGGGCCAUGAGGUACAUGUAUCAUUCGCGUAUUAAAUAACAAUUAAUGCGUAAGUUUGUUUUCAGAAUUGAUUUUUUUACGCCUGUAAUAAAGGGAGCGUGACAAUCCAAGUACAUCGAUAUCAAGUGCAAUUACCUAAAGGCAGGAGAUCUUAUUAUUAAGUAAAAGAAAAGUAUAAAAAGUAGGAAACAUAAUAGUAAAA